This is a messenger RNA of Penicillium crustosum, 463 nucleotides long. RefSeq lists its product as uncharacterized. The coding region runs from base 42 to 167 and encodes 41 amino acids. The record is from RefSeq and is a predicted model, not a curated record. NCBI's taxonomy places the organism in Eukaryota, Fungi, Ascomycota, Eurotiomycetes, Eurotiales, Aspergillaceae. The transcript has 2 exons.
GGCGCGAGGCCCUGCUUUAUUCACUUCCUAAACGAACGAUCAUGCAAGAAUGGACACAAAUACGAAUCGCCAAGAAGCGUUAUGUACGACCAACACAGUCAAGCCCUUUCCACCCCACCAUGCCCCUUUCGAGACAGGCUCAAGAAAACGCUCCGGCUUAUUCGUGAUCAAUGAGUCGAUCUUCGCCUUGUGCAUAAGCACUCGACUAUUACCGACACCCCAUGGGACAGGGUACCAGUUACAGAAUCCGAAGAGACUGUCGUCGCGGCGUGGCAUGUACAAAAUACAUGUAAAGGAAGAUUCUGCAAUAGCGGGUAGCAGUAUGCAUGAGCUAUGCUCAAUAUUGUGGUUCAAUCGGUAUAUCUCAAUACCAGUAGAAUUAGAACUGAUAGUUGAGAUCGACAAAAUCUAUGCAAUUGGAACGAUCACAUCAUUAAUGACCUUGUUCAAAUGCCAAUAAAUU